AUGGAUGUCGUAACCGAUUUACCUCAGUUACCUCAAAAGAAACAUUAUAGGCAAAGAGCACAUUCAAAUCCUCAUUCUGAUCAUGAUAUCGAGUAUCCAAGAACUCCAAACGACAUGAACUGGACUACUUUAUACGGAGAUUAUACUCAGAGUCGUAAAGUAGAGUUUAUCGAUGUAGGAUGUGGCUAUGGAGGUUUACUAAUGAAGUUAUCACCUUUGUAUCCAGAGGUACUAAUGUUGGGCCUCGAAAUCAGAGUUGCUGUGUCUGACUUCGUCUCAGAAAAAAUUCGAGCUCUUCGCGCCAGAUCAGCUGAUGAUCAAACAGUAGGAUUUAAAAAUAUUGCUUGUUUGAGAUCAAACGCGAUGAAAUAUUUACCAAAUUAUUUCACGAAACACCAGUUAUCGAAAAUGUUCAUUUUGUUCCCUGAUCCUCAUUUCAAGAAUAAGAAACAUAAGUGGAGAAUAGUUACUCCAGGUCUUCUAGCUGAAUAUGCAUAUGUUAUUCGGCCAGGAGGACUUCUAUAUACAAUGACUGAUGUUGAAGAGCUUCAUAAUUGGAUGGUGGAGCAUUUAACGGAACAUCCCUUGUUUGAAAGAUUGACAAAAGAAGAAGAAGCUGCUGAUCCCGUAGUUCCUAUGCUUUAUGAGAGUACGGAGGAAGGACAAAAAGUGACUCGUAACGAAGGCGAUAAGUUUCCCGCGGUUUUCAGGAGAAUAUCCGAUCCUCAAUGGUGA
Auanema sp. JU1783 is the source of this 735-nucleotide messenger RNA. Lineage: Eukaryota; Metazoa; Nematoda; Chromadorea; Rhabditida; Rhabditidae. The record is from the annotation of a GenBank genome assembly.